GUUCCUAAGCAUGGUUGACCGUGGGAAGCCCAACAUCGAAGCAGCCAAAGAUGGGGUGGAUGAGCACUGUGAGUUCACCCCGAGCAUUGGUGACAUUGUCAGCCCCGUAUUUGAAAUCAUCAAGGUGGACUUCGACAAAGGUCCGGAUCUGACCGAAACACCAGUUGUGGUGAAGGAAGACUCAUAUACCAACCGGAGCAGCGUGGAACAGAAGCACACAUUCAGUUUGUCGUGGACUAAAUCUGUAUCUGAGACCACCAGCUGGAGCCACACCUGGGGUCUCAAUACAUCUUUGUCUUUCGAAUUUUCUUUUGUAAACAUGACGGUCGAGAUCACAUACUCUGGUUCAUACGGCACCAGCAGUACCAAGGAAAGGUCCAUCACCAUAAGUGAGCAAACAGAAGUCACCAUCCCUCCAAAGACAAAGAUUAUUGCCAAAUUAUUUAUCAAAAAGAAUGAAAACUGUUCUAUACCCUUUUCGGCCACCAUUAAAAAGAUCAAGGCUGAUGGGGAAGAAAGUAUAUUUACUGAAAAUGGCAUUUGGAAGGGUGUCAUCUAUGAAAAUGUGACUCUCAACUUAGAAGAGGAAAAACUGUGA
Messenger RNA from Scleropages formosus (Asian bonytongue), 598 nucleotides. RefSeq names its product aerolysin-like protein. The transcript has a single exon. The record is from RefSeq and is a predicted model, not a curated record. Bases 11 to 598 code for a protein of 195 amino acids. Lineage: Eukaryota; Metazoa; Chordata; Actinopteri; Osteoglossiformes; Osteoglossidae.